Molecule: messenger RNA, 1632 nt
Organism: Effrenium voratum
Lineage: Eukaryota; Dinophyceae; Suessiales; Symbiodiniaceae
Source: the annotation of a GenBank genome assembly
AUGUCGGCUUCUUUGGUGUUUGUCAGCCAGACAGGCGCUGUUGAGGAGUUGAAGGCACUAGCGGUGGGGAGCGGUUCUGUCCUGACUUUGAGUGAGGGUCGCAUCAAUGGUGCGGACGAUGUCACGGACAACAACGAAGAGUUGAAAGCCUACCUCAAAAAGAUGACCAUUGACAACAUCAAACUCACAAUGACCAACUUGGGAUGUAGGCUUACAGCCACAGGACGGGGUGGUCGCUCUGUUCGCAUGACAAAGGACAGCUAUGUUGAUGCUUUAAUGGAGCACUGGGAGACGAUUAAACGAAGGGCUUCUUCAAGGGCUUCGGCUUCAACCAGUUUGACCACUCCUUUGGCUACAUCUUCGCUUGACACGGAGAAGGACAGUGUGAAGGUGGAGCGGGAGAACAUCAAGGAGGAUGGGUUGCGAACUAUCGCCUACUCCCAGAAGUACUCCAAGCCUACAGUGACCAAGGGUUACUUGAUAGCUUAUGAGCCGGGCAUCCCACAUGUUGUGACAGCAGAGGGCAUCUAUGAAAUUGAUACCAACUUCAUGGAGAGUGAGAAUGUGAUGAUUUUGAACAAGGACAACGAGGACAAUGAGAAGGACAACGACAAGGACAGCGACAAGGACAGCCACAAGGACAGCGAGAAGGACAGCGACAAGGACAGCGACAAGGACAGCGACAAGGACAGCCACAAGGACAGCGACAAGGGCAGCCACAAGGGCAGCGAGAAGGACAGCGACAAGGACAGCGAGAAGGACAGCGAGAAGGACAGUGACAAGAACGACGACAAGGACAUUCCACUCGCCUUGUUUGACAACAUGAGCCCAGAGGAUUUCUUGUAUUACACUCAGGAUGAUUCGGACUUCUUUAAGUGCCCUAUGGAAAUCUCGGUGUAUGCCAUGAAGAAUGACCGUCACCUGUUUAACAUCAAGGCCGACAAGGACAUCAGCACUACGGAAGACCUCAAGAUGGAGAUUGUCAAGCACAUUGACUACUUGACCAGCAAAAGCGAUGAGCCCGCUUUGACAAGCCAAGAGUUCUACCUCCAUGACGGACACUCCGCUCUGAAAGACGACAACAUUGUCCAUGAGGGCUUGACUUCGGUAGUCUUGAUGCUCCGACUUGGAGGUGCAAAGAUGACACCUGCACAGAAAACCAAGAAGGCAAACAUCUUGAAGGUUCAGUGUGAGACCGCCCAGAACGAGCUGAAGAAGAUUACGCCUUCCAAUGGCCUUGGUGAGGCCGAAAAGAUUAUCACCCUCUUCCAGUCUCAGGUUCAUGGCGAACCGGUGGCUACUUUCAAGUCAUGGCUCAAGUCUAAGAAUCUGGAGAACCUCAAGGAAAUCAGCCUUGUUUUCCAGUCAUCAGGCGAGACAAAGUUUAGGAACGCGGCUCAUCUUUUCCUUGGGGAUGUGCUGGUGAAGUUGUCAAAGACCACGGAUGACAACAAGAAAGUCCUUGACAUUGCAAAGUCGGUCGUUGAGUGGGGUUGGGCUCGGACAUGUGAGGCUGACAGUGCCUUCAAUUUCACCCAGUUCAAAAAAGAACUGGACAAGGUCAUUACAUUCAAUGAGUGGCAAAUGUCGUCAAGUUCGGCAUACCCUCAUGCCAUGGACACCAGUGGCUGA